Molecule: messenger RNA, 1240 nt
Organism: Pelecanus crispus (Dalmatian pelican)
Lineage: Eukaryota; Metazoa; Chordata; Aves; Pelecaniformes; Pelecanidae
Source: RefSeq, a predicted model, not a curated record
AUGACUGAUGGAAAGCCUAACCAUGAGCAGAAGGAGUUGAAGGAACAGUAUUACAGAAAACAGGACAAGCAGGUAGCAGAACAUUCCUUGUACAACCAAUACGAGGAAAAGAUCCGACCCUGCAUUGAUCUCAUCGACAGCCUAAGAGCUCUCGGAAUAGAAAAAGACCUGGCUUUGCCCGCGAUCGCAGUGAUCGGAGACCAGAGCUCUGGGAAAAGCUCCGUCCUAGAAGCCCUGUCUGGUGUUGCUCUUCCUAGGGGCAAUGGUAUUGUUACUCGAUGUCCCUUGGAACUUAAACUGAAAAGAACACCUGCGACCCAGGCAUGGAAAGGGAAAAUUUGUUACCGCGACAUCAGCAUAAAUCUCCACAAUGCCUCUGAGGUGGAGACAGCAAUAAAAGAAGCCCAGAAUAUUGUGGCUGGUAUUAGAGGUGCCAUUAGUGGAGAACUAAUUUCCCUAGAAAUUUGGUCCCCAGACGUCCCAGAUCUGACACUAAUUGAUCUUCCUGGAAUUGCCAGAGUGGCCGUGGGGGAUCAGCCAAAAGACAUAGGGCAACAGAUCAAAAUGCUACUUAAGAAAGUUAUUGGCUGCAGAGAGACACUCAAUUUGGUAGUGGUGCCAUGUAAUGUGGAUAUUGCAACAACAGAAGCACUGAAAAUGGCUCAAGAGGUGGACCCCAGUGGAGAAAGGACACUAGGGAUCCUCACAAAACCUGACCUGGUGGACAGAGGAACCGAAGAGUCUAUCGUUAACAUAAUACGAAACCUGGUCAUCCCCCUCAAAAAAGGUUACAUGAUUGUGAAGUGUCGUGGGCAGCAGGACAUCCACAACAAACUGUCCUUGGCUGCUGCAAUCCAGCAAGAGAGAAAAUUCUUCGAGACUCACAGACAUUUCAGCAUUCUUUUGGAAGAAAGAAGGGCUACUAUUCCUCAUCUGGCAGAGAAGCUCACAAAUGAACUUGUGAGACAUAUUCUUAAAACUGUGCCAACACUAGAGAGCCAAAUACGCGAGGUGCUCCAAAGAACGUUACAGGAUCUACAAAGGUAUAGAAGAGGUACACCCAGAAUAGAGUCUGAGAAGCUGAUUUUCCUCACAGAUAUGAUCAAACUCUUUAAUCAUGACAUCUCUCAAACAAUGUGUGGAGAGGAACAGUUGUUUGGAAAUGAAGUCAGACUGUUUUCAAAGAUCCGCAGAGAGUUUCAAACAUGGGCAGUGAUUCUCCAAGACUGUGCGACAAACG